CCGUCGGACCUGUUUGAGGAAGGGAGGGGCGCCUGUCCCAGCCUGCUUCCCACGCGGCGAGGUGCAGCAGGGAGGGAGCCCCACGCGUCCCGAGUCCUCCUCUCUGCGGCACGGCUCUCCAGCACUGCACCGCGCAGGGAGGGGCCGCUUAAUCCCGAGGAGGCAGCGGGAGCGAAAGUGAAACCGCCCGAGGCGGUUUCGGUUUCUCGGGGCUGGCAGUUCCUGCCGGGACAGGUCGCCCGCCCGCCUCUCCUCCAUCCCGAGCUGGGAAGGGACGCCGAGGAGUCAGUCGGCGGGCUGCUGCGCUCCGGGGAGCGGCAGGUGCGCCGCGCGAAGCGGGGAAAGGGCCGCCCACUGGCUGGCCUCCUUCGCUCGCUGCCUGCCCGAGAGGCUGCGAGAAGAGGCGCCGAGCCCCGCGCGCGCCCGGGCUGCGGGUCAAGCACAUGGCCGAGCCGGGAGGGCCCCCCAUGCGGCUGAAGGAGUGGCUCGUGGCGCAGAUCGAGAGCGGCCAGUACCCGGGGCUGCGCUGGGAGAGCAGCGAGAAGAAACUCUUCCGGAUCCCCUGGAAACACGCGGCCAAGCAGGACUACCGGCAGCGCGAAGACGCGGCGCUCUUCAAGGCCUGGGCCAUCUACAAAGGCAAGUACCACGAAGGGCUGGACAAGGCCGACCCCUCCGCCUGGAAGACCCGCCUGCGGUGCGCGCUGAACAAGAGCGCCGACUUCAAGGAGGUGCCCAGCCGGAGCCACCUGGACAUCUCGGAGCCCUACAAAGUCUACGAGAUCGCCUCGGAGCCCGCCCAGGACGCCGACAAAGAAAAUGGCAAGGAGUCUGCCGUGCUGCCAAGCCAGCCCUCCACCUCUGUGCAUCAAGAGACCAUUGGCAACUGUAAACCACAUAAGACCGGAUCAUCCUCCUCGGAGUCGGCCCAGGAAGCCAGCAAGGACGAGGCCAUGGCGGGUGGUCAGGGCCCUCCAGCGCCCCAGAAGCCAGCCCAGGCCGAACACUCGGGCUACCACGUGAAAGGAGUUUUCUAUGGCUGGAGCCCGGCACAGUUCCACUGUCAUCCGUGCCCUUCCUUCAUCAGCCCCAGGCCCCAGUACCACUGCAGUGAAAGUAUCAACUCAGACUGCUGGCUGCGUAUCCGCCUCUACUACUGUGGCGUUCUGGUGAAGGACGUCACGACCCAUACGGCGGAGGGCUGCCGGAUCACCUACCGCCCCAUACCCGCCGAUAAUGAGUGCCUUUAUGGUCCGAGCAUCAUGGAGCAGAUCCAGUUCCCCUCCCUGGAUGCUCUGGCUGGGAACAGCCGGGUGUCCAGAGCCCUUGGUGUCUUGGAACAGCUGCUUCCGCACUUGCACCGUGGGGUGCUUCUUUGGGUGGCCCCUGAAGGGGUCUUCAUGAAGCGCCAGUGUCAAGGCAGGGUGUACUGGAAAGGGCCUCUGGCACCCCACAACAACCAGCCCAACAAACUGGAGAGGGAGAGAACCUACAAGCUGUUGGACACCCAGCAGUUUCUCCAGGAGUUACGGGGCUACCUGACCCGCGGAGAGCCACCCCCGCAGUACCAGAUCCAGCUCUGUUUUGGAGAGGAGUAUCCUGCUGCCCCCAACCAGAAGCUCCAAAAGUUCAUCAUGGCCCAUGUUGAACCGGUGUUUGCCCAGGAGCUCUUCCUCCAUGCCCAGCAGUUGGGGCCACAGUCUCUGCAGGACUCUCAGCCAUGCAGUUCAGAUGCUCCCAGGAAUAUCGUCGAGAUUCUGAAGCAGCUGUGCCCGCCUUGAUCCUGCUCGAGGGGAAGCCGGGGAGGUGCUGGGACAGCAGGCAGCAAAGCUCAACUGGAAGAGGAGGCUCUUGCCCUCUCUGCUGGCCAGAGGAUGCCCCUUCUAGUUUCCAGGCGGGCACCUGCCGUGAUCUCCGCUCCUGGGUGCUCCGACCCAGCACUGCUUUUACUGUGUGUCUGGCUGGCAUCCCCUGAAAGACUUGGGCGAGUGGGUGGUCCUUGUUCAUUCUGGCUUCCACUAGCAGCAGCUGAGGAUUCUGGACUGUACCAUUGCUGCAGGUGGGGAGUCGCCUGACUGGACGCUCUUCCCUAGAAAGCAAAUCUUCUUCCAUGGAGACAACUAGGGAUACGGCUUCUAUCUAUCUGUGCACUACUCUCCCUGGCAUGCUGGUUCCAGGGGCUUUGCUUUUGUUUGGAAGUGUGCUCCUGCAGUGGAACAGCCUAGACACCGCUUUCCUAUGAGCCCAAUUCAGACAUUAUGCUGUACGAGUGCACAGCUGUCUGUACACCCGCACAUGGGUUUGUGUGAACAACCUGCGUUCAUUUUACAAGUGAACUAUCCUUGACUGUGUUAUCUGCACUGCUGUAAUCUUCUUGUAAUAAAAAGGAAAGUGAGGGUGGGGUGGGGAAGUGAACCUGGAUACAGGCCCUUCGAAUGCAUGGGACAGAUAGGAAGUGUACUUCUGUAUCUGCAUUUAGCACAACGUGUGAAUGACUGUACCAUUGUGCGAAUGUUGAACAUAACAUGUGAAUAUACCUGUAGAAUGCUUGGAAACUGAUAUAGCUGCAGUGUAAAACAGUGCCUAGAAUUUGUUUCUCCCCCUCCAUCAUUGUUUAAUGCUAUAAUGCAAACUGAGUUUGAGGGAGAUUGGACGACACAAUCAAAUACCCUUCAGCACAGCAGCAGCAGCUUAUCCAAAGGAACCAGGAGGGCACCAAAUGAGAUGCAGCUGCCUCUGGUUCCUGGCAGCCCAAUUGCACCUGUUUCUCUCAUCCUGUCCCACCUGUGCUGCUUGCAGGCUGGCUAUUCAUCAGGUAGAGCUGUGCAGGUUCAACCUGCACAAUUCUGCCUGAUGAAUGGCCAGCCUGCAGGUAGCGAAACUCUUGUAAAAUGCUGGGUUGGAUGGGAGGAACAGGCGCAGCCAGGCUGCUGGGAGCUGCGUCUCAUUGGGCGUCCCCCCCCCCACGGCUUGUCAGAACAAGCUGCUGCUGCUUCAGCGGUAUUUGUUGUUGUCUCAAAUGGACAGGCAGUUAUGAGGGGAGGGCCUGGAACAGGAGGUAGGCCUCUGUCCUGCUCCUUCAGAAAUGUUUAAAGGCAUCCCCUGAAAAGCAAAACCUGGAGAGGCAGUUAUGGGGAGGGGGAGAGAGACAGAAGUGGCUGUGGUAUCCUGACUAAAUUACUCAGUAGUACUACUCAGGACAGGAGUUAGGCUAAAGGACUACUACAUUUUAAUACGACCUACUCUAGUAAAGAAAGUCAAGAUAUCAGCUGCUGUUUUUACUGGCCCCAGGGCUCCUGUGCCCCUUAACAGUGGACAGAUCAGCAGAGAUUAGCAAAUGGCAGUACUUAACCUUCAUGCUGUGAAAAUCCUUGCAGACUUGUGCAGAUCAGGCUCUUGCUGAAGCCACAAGAGCUGUCUUUCUCGGAUCAGUUGGCAGUCCUCGUGCAGUUCUAUUUUGAGUUUUCUGACAGCUAAGAAAUUGUUUAGUGGCAGGAUUUUUUCCAAAGCCCAUUUCUUCUUUUUACGAAAGACAGACUCGAAAUCUUUUAUGAUCCUAUAUUAUUUAUGUUACCAUUCUUAGCAGCUCAAAUAUAAGCCUCAACCACUCCAACCUCUGAAAUGGCUGGCUAUAUGCUUAGUCAAAUUCCUUAUGGUCACUUAUUCUUUAUAUAAACGCAUCAAUGGGAGGUGCCGUACAAAAACAAUAUGACCCAUUCCCAAAUCUAAGACAACAUGAGCCAAAGUCGCGGGGAGCCGGAGGCAGGAAGACCUAAAAGCAGGCCUGUAACACCCACCCCCAUCCAACACAUGGUCUUAAUAGUGGUCUGGAUAGGGAGUUGGGAGUGGAGGGGUGGAAAGAAGCAGCAAGACCUCGGUCAUGCUUUUGCAGGAACCCUUCGAGGCACAGAAGAUCUCUUGGCUGCCUGAGACACCAGUGCCUUGGGGGCUGGCGAUGAAGCUUCAAUAAAUAUGGGGGGUGGGCAAUGGUUAUGCCCACUGAACAUGCUUCUUGGCAGCCCCACCUCUGGCUUUCAUGGAAAGGGUCAUAAGACUUUGGAAUGCUUUGCCAGUGGGCAUUCGCUCCUCACGAUUUUUAGAAAGCAAGUGAAAUCUUGGCUUUUUACCCAGGCUUUAUAAGAGUGUUGAUUUUGUGGCUGCUGCUCUGCAUUUUAUUGUAUAUGUUUUAAAAAAACUUUUUAUUAGGUUUGUAUUUUAAUAUUCCAAUUUAAUAUUUUUAUUGUAUAAUUGUUUUAUAGAAUUAUAUUGUGUUAAAUGUUUUGUCAA
Molecule: messenger RNA, 4287 nt
Organism: Hemicordylus capensis (graceful crag lizard)
Lineage: Eukaryota; Metazoa; Chordata; Lepidosauria; Squamata; Cordylidae
Product: interferon regulatory factor 4-like
Exons: 8
Coding region: 444-1781 (445 amino acids)
Biological process (GO): regulation of transcription by RNA polymerase II; immune system process
Cellular component (GO): nucleus
Molecular function (GO): RNA polymerase II cis-regulatory region sequence-specific DNA binding; protein binding; DNA-binding transcription factor activity, RNA polymerase II-specific
Source: RefSeq, a predicted model, not a curated record